AUGAAUUUCUUCGCACGCGCUCGGACAGGUUUCAUGUCCUGGAUGCAUGAAACACCGCUUCCUUCUACAGAAGCAUAUCCCAAGUUCCAGUCGUGGCACCAUUUUGACCCUGUUCAACAGUGGGUCUCUUGGGACCCUACCCGCUUGAACAAUACAACCCCCAGGUCAACCAACACAGAGAAUAUACCGAAACUAGUGCUCCUGACAUGGAACAUUGAUGCAACAUCUUCCCAAACCCAAGCACGCGUUACAGAGAUUAUCACAUUCAUCACCGACCUAGAUCCUAAGGUCGAGGUUAUUUUCCUCCAAGAGGUCUCAAAGACAGCUUUGCAGCAACUCUUAGGGGACGCUCGUAUCCGUGGGUCUUGGCUCUCAAGCGAAUGCGAUGAUACGGCAUGGGGCAAGCAGUCCUUUGCGACGGUCACGCUGGUAUCCAAAGCACGCUUUGCGUCAAAUGCUGAAUCUGGGGAAAAUGCCAUUCUAGGUCCUAUUUGGCGCGUGAAAUAUCCUAGUCAUUUCGAUCGAGAUGCGUUAUGCUGUGAUAUCUUCGUUCCUUCUCCAACAAAGCCUGAGUCUGAGUCUAAGCUUUCUUCUGCCACACGCAUACGGCUUAUCAAUGUUCAUCUGGAUUCUCUACCGAUUCAGCCGUCCCACAGGCCCCGGCAAAUAUCCAUUAUCUCCUCGUUCCUCCGCGCCGCAGGCUACGGUAUAGUUGCCGGUGACUUCAAUCCAGUUCUCGAUGAGGACGCUACCCUUAUUGAAAACAGUGGCUUGACGGAUGUCUGGACAUCUCUUCGUUCCGAAGAACUCGGUUAUACAUGGGGAGUGGAUGGAGAACAACCGUUCCCGCCAAAUCGGCUCGACAAAGUUGCUGUUUUAGGUCUUACCCCUUACAGUAUCCAAACUUUGCAGCCAGGACGUCUCAGCAACUUAGACUCCAAAUCUCAACAGGCUGGGCCAUCUGAAGACGUACCCUGGAGCGAUCAUCAUGCUUUGCUUUGCUCUCUCAGCUUGCCGGCAAAGUGA
Messenger RNA from Penicillium arizonense, 1026 nucleotides. RefSeq names its product endonuclease/exonuclease/phosphatase family protein. Gene Ontology annotation, molecular function: 5'-tyrosyl-DNA phosphodiesterase activity; single-stranded DNA binding. Gene Ontology annotation, cellular component: cytoplasm; PML body. Gene Ontology annotation, biological process: double-strand break repair. NCBI's taxonomy places the organism in Eukaryota, Fungi, Ascomycota, Eurotiomycetes, Eurotiales, Aspergillaceae. Bases 1 to 1026 code for a protein of 341 amino acids. The record is from RefSeq and is a predicted model, not a curated record. The transcript has a single exon.